Arvicanthis niloticus (Nile rat) is the source of this 5782-nucleotide messenger RNA. It is a transcript of the gene Zswim5, whose product is annotated as zinc finger SWIM-type containing 5. Gene Ontology annotation, cellular component: Cul2-RING ubiquitin ligase complex. The record is from RefSeq and is a predicted model, not a curated record. Gene Ontology annotation, molecular function: zinc ion binding. NCBI's taxonomy places the organism in Eukaryota, Metazoa, Chordata, Mammalia, Rodentia, Muridae.
CGCCCGCGGCAGCCCGGACGGCGCGCGUCGCCUCGCGCUGGUCCUCAGGCCAACCAGCGCUGGCCCGAGCGGCGCGAGCACGGGACGGGCCCCGGCUUCCCACUCGGGCCGACGGGCUCGUGGGUUCGUUCGCCCCGCCCCCUCCCCACAGCGCCGCCGCUGGGCGCUUGCGCGGGGCGCGUGGCCGUGGCCGGGGUCUCCGCCGCAGCCCGAGCAGCCGCCUCCGCCUCAGUCAGUCAGUCAGUCAGUCAGUCCCCAGCAAUGGCGGAAGGAGGUGAGCGAGAGGAGCUGCUUUCGCCGCCGCCGAUCUCUCCGGCCAAGAGGCUGUGCUCUUGGCCCAGCCCGCAAGCUCACCACCCCCGCGGGACUCCCGGGGCAGCCGGCGGAGGGGCGGGGGUCGGCGGCGGCGGCUGCCUGGCCCCCGGGGCCCGCCCCCACCUGCAGCCCGAGUCCUUGCUGGACUGCGCCGCCAAGACGGUGGCGGAAAAGUGGGCGUACGAGCGGGUGGAGGAGCGCUUCGAGCGGAUCCCAGAGCCGGUGCAGCGCCGCAUCGUCUACUGGUCCUUCCCGCGGAAUGAGCGGGAGAUCUGCAUGUACUCCAGCUUCCAGUACCGGGGCGGCCCGAGCGCCGGCGCGGCUGCCGGAGCGGCGGGGGCUUCGCCGGUCGAAGAGGGGCCGCCGCCACCCUCUGGGGCCGCCGCUCCGGCCGGCUCCGCCCCCGGGGCCGCCGGGGCGGGCGCGUCCCCCGGGCUGGGCUCUGGGACUGGAGCGGCGAGCGGCGGCUGCGGCGGCGGCGAGGGGCUGCCGUUCCGCCGGGGCAUCCGUCUGCUGGACAGCGGCUCCGUGGAGAACGUGCUGCAAGUCGGCUUCCAUCUGAGUGGCACAGUGACGGAACCAGCCACUGCUUCUGAACCAGCAGUGACUUACAAAGUUGCAAUCAGUUUUGAUCGAUGCAAAAUCACUUCUGUGAGCUGCGGCUGUGGGAAUAAGGACAUUUUCUACUGUGCUCACGUGGUAGCACUCUCUCUCUACAGGAUCCGGAAACCAGACCAAGUCAAACUUCGUCUUCCUAUCUCAGAAACCCUUUUCCAGAUGAACAGGGACCAGCUACAGAAGUUUAUUCAAUAUUUAAUCACAGCACACCACACUGAAGUUCUUCCUACUGCACAAAAGCUGGCAGAUGAGAUUCUGUCCUCCAACUCAGAAAUCAACCAAGUGAAUGGUGCCCCUGACCCCACAGCUGGGGCCAGCAUCGACGAUGACAACUGUUGGCAUUUGGAUGAAGAACAGGUGAAAGAACAAGUGAAGCUUUUUCUCUCCCAGGGGGGUUACUACGGCUCUGGCAAGCAGCUCAAUUCAAUGUUUGCCAAGGUUCGAGAGAUGCUUCGGAUGAGAGAUUCCAAUGGAGCUAGGAUGCUGACACUUAUCACUGAGCAAUUUAUGGCUGAUCCACGACUCACCCUCUGGAGGCAGCAAGGAACAAGCAUGACAGACAAGUGCAGGCAGCUCUGGGAUGAGCUAGGGGCUUUAUGGGUGUGCAUAAUUUUAAAUCCACACUGCAAACUGGAAGAAAAAUCUUGUUGGCUUCAGCAACUGCAGAAGUGGAGUGACCUGGAUAUCUGUCCCCUGGAGGAUGGAAACUAUGGACACGAGCUGCCCAACAUUACCAAUGCACUUUCCCAGAGUGCCAGCCACAGCCCAGACUCUUUAUCCAGACCAAGACGAACAGUCUUCACUAGAGCCAUUGAAGGUCGAGAGUUACAUUGGCAGGACAGCCACCUACAACGAAUAAUCAGCAGUGAUAUCUACACAGCUCCUGCCUGCCAGCGGGAAAAUGAGCGACUACUCUUUAAUUCCCAUGGCCAGCCACUAUGGCUUGAGCAUGUGCCUACAGCCUGUGCUCGGGUUGAUGCGCUUCGAUCUCAUGGUUAUCCAAAAGAGGCUCUCAGACUCACGGUGGCCAUCAUUAAUACUCUGAGGCUGCAGCAGCAGCGGCAGCUAGAGAUCUACAAACAUCAGAAGAAAGAGCUGUUGCAGAGAGGAACGACAACAAUCACAAACCUGGAGGGCUGGGUGGGCCAUCCCCUGGAUCCCAUUGGCUGCCUGUUUCUCACUUUGACUGAGGCCUGCCGUCUGAAUGAUGACAGCUACAUGGAGAUGUCAGAUAUGAAUGAAAGCAGACUUCCUGUGUACCAGCACGUACCUGUGGCUUCAGGCUGCCCAAACAGCAAUGAGUCAUACCUGUCAUUGGCCCUGGAAGUUGCUCUGAUGGGCAUGGGUCAACAGAGGGUGAUGCCUGAAGGCCUCUAUGCACAGGACAAGGUAUGCCGUAAUGAGGAGCAACUCCUAAGCCAACUCCAGGAACUGCAGCUGGAUGACGAGCUAGUACAGACACUGCGGAAACAGUGCAUCUUACUACUGGAAGGAGGCCCCUUCAGCGGCCUAGGAGAAGUCAUCCACCGGGAGAGUGUUCCCAUGCACACCUUUGCAAAGUAUUUGUUCUCAGCACUGCUGCCUCAUGAUCCAGACCUGUCUUACAAGUUAGCCUUACGUGCCAUGAGGUUACCUGUUCUAGAAAACUCGUCUUCUGCAGGCGACACUUCCCACCCCCAUCACAUGGUGUCAGUGGUGCCCAGCCGUUAUCCUCGCUGGUUUACUCUUGGACACUUGGAAUCACAGCAGUGUGAACUGGCCUCCACCAUGCUGACUGCUGCCAAAGGGGAUACGCUGAGGCUACGAACUAUCCUGGAAGCAAUACAGAAGCACAUCCAUUCUUCCUCCCUCAUCUUCAAACUAGCUCAAGAUGCAUUCAAGAUUGCUACUCCCACAGACAGCAGUACAGACAACACCCUGCUCAACGUAGCCCUGGAGCUGGGGUUACAGGUGAUGCGGAUGACCUUAUCAACCCUUAACUGGAGGCGCCGAGAGAUGGUUCGAUGGCUGGUUACUUGUGCUACAGAAGUGGGUGUGCGGGCCCUGGUGAGCAUCUUGCAGAGCUGGUACACACUCUUCACCCCAACUGAGGCUACAAGUAUUGUGGCUGCCACAGCUGUUUCCCACACCACUAUCCUGCGCCUCAGCCUUGACUACCCGCAGCGGGAGGAACUGGCUAGCUGUGCUCGCACACUGGCCCUACAAUGUGCUAUGAAGGAUCCACAGAGCUGUGCCUUGUCAGCUCUUACACUUUGUGAGAAAGACCACAUUGCCUUUGAGGCAGCCUACCAGAUUGCCAUUGAUGCUGCUGCCGGUGGCAUGACUCAUUCACAGCUGUUCACCAUUGCCCGCUACAUGGAGCUCCGUGGCUACCCGCUACGUGCCUUCAAGCUGGCCUCACUGGCCAUGAGCCAUCUUAACCUGGCCUACAACCAGGACACCCAUCCAGCCAUCAAUGAUGUGCUCUGGGCUUGUGCUCUCAGCCACUCUCUGGGCAAGAAUGAACUGGCAGCUCUCAUCCCCCUGGUGGUGAAGAGUGUGCACUGUGCCACCGUGCUUUCUGAUAUCCUACGUCGGUGCACAGUGACUGCACCAGGCCUGGCAGGCAUCCCAGGCCGUCGCAGCUCUGGAAAGCUCAUGUCAACUGACAAAGCUCCACUGCGCCAGUUACUGGAUGCAACCAUCAAUGCCUAUAUCAACACCACACACUCCCGCCUGACACACAUCAGUCCCCGCCACUAUGGAGAGUUCAUUGAGUUUCUGAGCAAGGCCCGUGAGACCUUCCUACUGCCCCAGGAUGGUCACUUGCAAUUUGCCCAAUUCAUUGACAACCUCAAACAGAUAUACAAAGGCAAGAAGAAACUGAUGCUGCUUGUUCGAGAGCGCUUUGGCUGAGAAAGUGGAUAACUUGCUGCUAGGGCAGCCUGGGCUCCGAGGUCAGGACAAGGACUCUGAAACAUCUACCCUGAGAGGACUCAUCACUUGUGGCUGAGCCAAAAGUACCACAGACCUAAGGAUGAGGGGAGUCCAACUGUAGCCAGUAUUCCUGCCUUGGAAAGCUUCUCACUCCAGCUCUACUGUUCUGGAUGAGCUGGACCCUGCAGACCGGUCAGAAGCCCCCACAACAUGUCACCUCACGCCCCUGUAUCCUGCGUGUCCUGGCCAUUGGCCCCACUCCCUUGGCAAACACAGAACACUGUUCCGUCUCAGGGAUUGCUUAACCAGAAAAAACAGAAGCAUUUAUGGUACUGUAAAUACUAUAGUUUAUGUGUUGUCAAGCAUUGUAAAGCUGUAACUAUUUAUAAUUCUGACUCUGAUUUGACGGGCACUUAAAGUAGCUGUGGGUGGGAGGAUAGGCUUGUUUUCUGAGGAGACUCAUAACCAUUUCUCAGGUUUCCCGUACAAAGUAUAUGCUGUUGGCAGUGGAUAAGUGGGGGCAGCAGGGAGAAAAAUGGAUAGUUAAAAUCCGAGCCUUGUCUGUGCAGAAACUGUGGCCUGACAAUAGGACAACUAGCCUAGUGGUCAUUGAGGAGCAGAGGUCACCAGUGGGCUUAGAUAUUUGUCUCACAAACUUGUGAACACUGAAGCUCCUGCCUCUGCCUCACACUCAGGAGCCUGAUGAACACCUGAAUAAUAAUAACAAGUGCAGGGAGAAGACAAAGGUCCAGGAAGCCACUGAGCUUAUAAGAUACAUCUGUUCUGGUCACCUUUAUGUUAGAGAAUCUGCUUUCAUCUCCAAUCUGUAUGUGUGUAUAUCUGUAUGAACAUGUGUCUGUGUAUAAAGAUACACAUGUGCAUGCCUGUGUCAGUGUUAAUUGUGUGACAUGUGUUAGACUGGGUUCCAUUUGUGUGUGAUAAUGCAUACCUAAGUGUUAAGUGUACUCAUGUCUUCAUGUUUAGUGUAUGUGUGUAUCUAGGCUCACACGGGUACCUGUGUAUAAACAUGUUUGUGUCUGAGUGUAUGCCUGCUGACCAUGAUGUGUCUUUUAUGUGAGCGGUCUCUACAUGUAGUCGGUCAGUAACUUCACACUUGAGGAUCUGCAUGAGUGUGCCUUCUUCCUGCCACCUCUCUCUUGCCCAUCCAUUCCUUAUUUUCUUGCUAGCUGAGCACUGUUACGCAUCUCUGUGCCUCCUCUGUUUACCUUCUCUCAGCAGACACAUUUCUAAGCAUGUGUCCCUCUGCCCUUAAGACCGGCCACUUUUGCUCCAUGGUUCUUUUUAAACACAAACAUGAUUUCUUCCUCCAACUCUCUACCUCAAACUUCCUCUGCCUACUUUGAUCAUAAUCCCAUUGGUAGCUCAUUUGGAGGCUGAGGCUGGUAUUCCUGUAGACUUGCCCUUCCUAAUUUCUAGUUCUAGCUGAUAAGCCCCAUCUUAGCCCAUGCCGACCUCCACAGUGUAUCAUGUUUGUACUACUUCAUGACCCCUAUGCUUAGCCUGGAAUUAUAGGAGGUAGCAAGGGCAUUCAGAAGACUCAGUUGGAUACCAGUGUCUUCACUGUUUACUGUUUUGUAUCUUAGUUCCUGAGUUGGGUGGGGUUUGAUAGGGAAGGGGUGGUGUAGCUAGAGUAUGGACUAAGGACCUUUCUGUCAGAUUUACUUUAUUUUUUCUCUUUGAAAACUACUUGUCAUCUUUUUUAUUCCAAGCCGACCAGUAAGUUGUAUUCACUAUUUGUGGCUACUAACGUGUCACUGUCCAGUCAAGGGCCCUAUACUGUCUCAGCCCAAUGGGUUGGCAAAAAAAGCCACUCCCGUUUCUGUAUCAUGAUUGCCCUUUUUUAGCAAGUAUGUGAACUCAGUGCUUUUCUAUGAAUAAAUCAUGGAUCCCAAAAAAGAUUUUUCUAAAAGCA